Molecule: messenger RNA, 1123 nt
Organism: Oncorhynchus nerka (sockeye salmon)
Lineage: Eukaryota; Metazoa; Chordata; Actinopteri; Salmoniformes; Salmonidae
Product: putative nuclease HARBI1
Exons: 4
Coding region: 524-1075 (183 amino acids)
Source: RefSeq, a predicted model, not a curated record
AGCUCCAAGAAGAUGACACAGCUCAAAAUAAAAAUUAGCAAUCAGUACAACCAAGUCAUCGUUAUAAGGCAUCGCCCUCUUUUGCCCACCCCCCAGCACCAGGUGUGGCCACUAGCCUAUAUGAAGGCCCAAAAUUGUGUGUUCCUUUCUGCUCUGACAAUGGCAUGCCCAUUCGUGCGAGAUGUGGUGGAUGAAGAAGCACUUGUGCUGAGGAGAGCCUUCAGGCGAGAAAGGGUCUUCAGGGACCGGUUGGACCCACUGGCCUUCCCUGAUGACCAUCUAUAUGAAAGAUACAGGUUUUCUGCAGAUGGCAUCAGGUAUCUAUGCAGACUACUGGGUCCCAGGAUUAAGCACCGCACUGCACGGAGCCAUGCACUGAGUGUGGAGCAAAUGGUUUGUGUGGCCUUGCGCUUUUUUGCUAGUGGAGCCUUCCUGUACUCAGUGGGGGAUGCAGAACAGCUGAACAAGGCCACAAUUUGCCGCACAAUGAGGAGUGUGUGUCUGGCUAUCAAAGCAUUAGCAGAUGUCUUCAUCUCCUUCCCUGGCCACAGAAGACUCUGUGACAUCAAAGAGGAGUUCUAUAGGAUUGCAGAUGGUCUGCAAUGCUGACUGUGUGAUCAGCAAUGUUGUGGCAAAAUGGCCUGGCUCAGUCCAUGACUCCAGAAUCUUUCGGGCCUCUGAAAUCUAUCAGUGCCUAUCACAAGGUGAAUUCUCUGGUGUGUUGCUGGGAGACAGGGGGUAUGGCUGCCAGCCUUUUCUCCUGACACCUUUCACAGACCCCCAGGAAGCACAUCAGGCCUACAACCAUGCCCAUGCCAGGACCAGGGCCAGAGUUGAAAUGACCUUUGGCCUCCUGAAGGCACGCUUUCACUGCCUUCACAAAUUAAGGGUCAGCCCUGUUAGGGCAUGUGAUAUUACUGUGGCUUGUGCUGUCCUCCACAAUGUGGCCUGCCUGAGGAAGGAGAGGGCCCCCAGAGUGCCACCAGCCAUGGACUGGGACAAUCCGGCAAUCUUCCCUGAUGACGACAGUGGUCGGCUGCUGAGGGACCAAUAUGUGUUGAAUUAUUUUAGUUAGUAUGUGUGCUUUCAAUUUUGGUUAAAUAUGUCCUGCGGUGGCAGAGGA